This is a messenger RNA of Menidia menidia (Atlantic silverside), 1335 nucleotides long. The record is from the annotation of a GenBank genome assembly. NCBI's taxonomy places the organism in Eukaryota, Metazoa, Chordata, Actinopteri, Atheriniformes, Atherinopsidae.
AUGUCAGAGAAGCAGCGGAGUGAGAUGGAGGAGGACGCUCGCUCUUUCUUGGAGAAGUUCGUGGAGGAGUUCCCGGCUCCUCUGGAGGAGGGGAAUCCGAUGCCGGUCAGCCCGCUGAGCCAGAGGGUCAGCCUGGAGGAGCUGCCCGGAGAGAGCCUGGAGCUGGGGCUGAGGCUGCUGGCUGCCAGGGGGGCUCCCCCGGGCCUCUGCGCCCUCCUCUGCCACGCGGCGCUCGGCCAGCUCCUGAAGAGUGACCUCUCCCCGUUCCACUGCCCGCAGGCUGAGGCCGCCCAGGAGGAAGAGGAGGAGGAGGAGGAGAACACACCCUUGCUCCGGUCGGAGCCCGUCCAGCGUCUGUUCCUCAACCUGCUGAUGGACGUGGCGUCCGCGUGGCACCGGGAGCCGCCCGGGCCGCCCCCCCCCGCGGCGGGGCCCCCCCACUGCUCCGUCCACGCCAUCCGCAACACCAGGAGGAAGAUGGAGGACAGACACCUGGCCCUCGGCCACUUCAACCAGCUGUUUGGCCUCCAGGACGGAGUGGAGCGCGCCUACUACGGCGUGUUCGACGGCCACGGGGGGGUCGACGCCGCCGUGUACUGCGCCACCCACCUCCACGUGGCCCUCAGUAAGCAGGACGCUCUGCAGAGUGACCCCUCAGAGGCCUUCAAAGCCGCCUUCACACACACGGACCGCAUGUUCAGGGCCAAAGCCAAGCGGGAGCGUCUGAGGAGUGGUAGCACCGGAGUGGCCGUGCUGAUCCAGGGGCAGGAGCUCACGGUGGCCUGGCUGGGAGACUCCCAAGCCCUACUGGUCAGACGGGGACAGGUGGUCACGCUCAUGAGCCCUCACAAGCCAGAACGAGAGGAUGAAAAGCAGCGCAUCGAGGAUCUGGGGGGCUGCGUCACCUUCAUGGGUUGCUGGCGGGUUAAUGGCACCUACGCUGUAUCCAGAGCUAUAGGGGACUUUGACCAGAAGCCGUACGUCUCCUCGGACGCUGACUGUGGCUCUGUCCAGCUGCGGGGGGGCGAGGACUACGUGCUGCUGGCCUGCGACGGCUUCUUUGACGCGGUCAGCCCCUCAGAGGUGCCGGGCCUGGUUCAGGACGCGCUCAGGCAGACUCUGGACCCUGAGGGAGGAGGGGGGGGGGCGGCGGCUGACCACUGGGACGGCGGCGUGGGGCAGGGGGUCGCUGAGAGGCUGGUGGGCCACGCCAAGACGGCCGGGUCCAGCGACAACAUCACCGUGAUGCUGGUGUUCCUGGGCCCCCCCCAGCAGCUGCUCACCCCACUUCCUGCUCCAGAGGCCGGGCCAGCCCCCCAAGAGUCCUUUUUCUAA